AAUUGCACCUCAUUUUUGAUAUUUUUCCCGGACUCGUGGUCACUGCCACUUCAUAGCAAUAGAAAGAUUUUUACUGUUAUUUUUUUAUUAAAAAAAAAGACAAACUCUCAUUAUUUUUUUCCUCGCUCACGAAACCCAAAGUUACUCACAGUGCCACUAAAAUGUGUUAGACUUUAGUUACUGAGACCGUAUAAAAAUUAAACUCCUACAGAGUUAAUAUUUUUGUUUGAGAUUCAAACUCUCAUCAUUUUUUACCUCUAUUAAAAAACCCAGGGUUACUCAUUAUGCCACUAACCACCCUCAAAGAUUCAAACUCUCAUCAUUUUUAGCAAUGGUCUUACUAUUUAAAAAAAUAAUAAUAAUAAAUGAAGUUGUAUUCUUUCGUUCAUAAGUCAUGUAAUUUUCUUAAAAUUUUGUUAUAACUUCAUGUAAAUAAAUAUUUAUAUCUAUGUACUACGUAUACCUGCGAGAAUGGUAUCGGAUCCAUUCUCUGAUCCGCCUCCGAUUGCGUGCAAAUGAUCCGAAAACCAAUCUCCAUCAUCGUCGUCGCUCUCCAUCUCUUCACCGUCGCCGCUGCCACGGCGAUCGGAUCCGAUCACUGCGAUAUCGGAUCCCUCCCGGAUCCGAGAACACUCCGGCCCGAUCGCCUCACAGUCCUCAUCAGCGGCUACUCAGAGCACCGCCUCCCUCUCCUCCGCUCCCUCACCACCCUCUACUCCUCCCUACCCUACGUCGCCGCCGUCCUCAUCCUCUGGGGAAACCCACAAACCCCAUCCGAAACCCUAACUGCCGCCAUCCCCACCAGCGACGGCGCACCGAUUUCGCUAAUCCGCCACCCAGACAGCUCCCUCAACGCCCGAUUCCUCCCCCGCGCUGCCAUCCGCACUCGCGCCGUCGCCGUGUGCGACGACGACAUAGACCCUGAUCCCGACGCCCUCGCCCUCGCCUUCUCCCAAUGGCUCGCCCAUGAACGUGCUCUCAUCGGCUUCUUCGCUCGAUCCCACGCCUUCGACCUCGAAUCCAAGACCUGGAUCUACACCGUCCACCGCGACCGCUACUCCAUCGUGCUGACGAAGCUGAUGAUCCUGAGAACGGAGUACUUGCAGCGUUACAGCUGCUGGAGCGAGCUGAGGGAGGCGAGGGGAUUGGUGGAGAGGGAGAGGAACUGCGAGGAUAUACUGAUGAACUUCGUGGCCGCGAUGGAGGGAGGAGAAGGACCGGUGCUGGUGCAGGGUAAGGUUAGGGACUGGGGUGACCCGCGGAACAAUGGAACGUUGCCUGCCUCGAUAUCAGGUGAGAUUGAGGACCAGGAGGAGAUCAGACGGGUGGGGUUGAGUAUCAGAAGAGAUCAUUGGAAAAGGCGAGGAGAGUGUAUCAGAGAGUUUCAUUGGAUGCUGGGUGUGAUGCCUCUCAGGUACAGUUAUGGUAAAGUGGUGGAAGGGGCUGGCGAGCAGGGGCUUUGUAACAAGGGUGGCAAGCUGGUUUACUGUGAUAAUCAACAUUACUAGUGGUACCAACUAGCACGCUAGUUUAUUCACUAUUAUUUAUUAUUAAAGAGAUUUGGAAAAUAUUAUUUUGUCAAAUGAAUGUGUGUAUAUUU
Dioscorea cayenensis subsp. rotundata (Guinea yam) is the source of this 1600-nucleotide messenger RNA. Its product is annotated as glycosyltransferase family protein 64 C3. The coding region runs from base 516 to 1508 and encodes 330 amino acids. NCBI's taxonomy places the organism in Eukaryota, Viridiplantae, Streptophyta, Magnoliopsida, Dioscoreales, Dioscoreaceae. Gene Ontology annotation, cellular component: membrane. The record is from RefSeq and is a predicted model, not a curated record. The transcript has a single exon. Gene Ontology annotation, molecular function: glycosyltransferase activity.